Molecule: messenger RNA, 1218 nt
Organism: Labeo rohita (rohu)
Lineage: Eukaryota; Metazoa; Chordata; Actinopteri; Cypriniformes; Cyprinidae
Gene: ndrg4
Product: NDRG family member 4
Exons: 13
Coding region: 172-1218 (348 amino acids)
Biological process (GO): signal transduction; brain development; positive regulation of ERK1 and ERK2 cascade
Cellular component (GO): cytoplasm
Source: RefSeq, a predicted model, not a curated record
GGAAGAGUGAGCGAAUGAGGGAGGGUGGAACUGAGGUAGAGAGAUUCACAAAGCAUAGCCCUCACUGGGUAGACAGCAUCGCUCCGAAAACGCACUCACGAGCAAACAACAAAGAGGCUAAACACAUCAGAAUCCUUUUAGACGAUAACAGAACACACUCCUUCAGCAGAGAUGGGGCCCGGAUUGUUCUGGAACUUCCCAUCCAAGACUAGCUGCACGGUUCCACAGAGCCUGCUGCAGACAAUGUUGCUCUCCAGGAUGGCUGGCAUGAAGGAUCAGCAGUUCACCGAAGAGAAACCGCUACUGCCAGAAUCCAGGGGACAGGAAACAGAGAUGGCUAAAGGACAGUGUGUGCACGCGCUGCCCUGUGCUACGCCCUCCCCCCCCACGGCUCGCCCCCCAAAACGCUGGCAUGCGAUCGCCCGACACUGGCUCGGCCUGACGCGCCGUCGGACCAGCGGGUUCUUCCCGGAAAACUGUGAGACCUUUGUGGCAGAAGGAGAUUGGAAGGAACAUGACAUUGAAACCCCUUAUGGGAUGUUGCACGUGGUGAUCCGCGGGGCUCCCAAGGGCAACAAGCCAGCUAUCCUGACCUACCAUGAUGUUGGGCUCAACCACAAGCUGUGCUUCAGCACCUUCUUCCACAAUGAAGACAUGCAGGAGAUCACUAAGCAUUUUGUGGUGUGCCACGUAGAUGCCCCAGGCCAACACAUUGGUGCCCCCCAGAUGCCACAAGGAUAUCAGUAUCCCACCAUGGAUCAGCUAGCUGGGAUGCUUCCUAGUGUGGUGCAACACUUUGGCUUCAAGAGCAUUGUUGGAAUUGGAGUGGGGGCUGGUGCCUACAUCCUUGCCAAAUUUGCGCUGAUUUUCCCUGAUCUUGUGGAGGGUCUGGUUCUACUCAACAUCGACCCAAAUGGGAAGGGAUGGAUCGACUGGGCUGCCACAAAAUUGUCAGGACUCACUAGUACUUUACCAGACACUGUUCUGGCUCACCUUUUCAGCCAGGAAGAGCUUAUGAGCAACACAGAAGUGGUACAGACUUACCGCCAACAGAUCAACAACACCAUCAACCAGUUCAACCUACAGCUCUUCUGGAACAUGUACAACAGCCGCAGGGAUUUGGAAAUGAACCGCAGUGGCUCUGUGCUAAAUGCCAAGACCCUGAGGUGCCCGGUCAUGCUGGUCGUUGGUGACAAUGCUGUGCCCCAUCACAUCUAA